UGACUGCAAGACGUCCCAGAGGAUCCAGUCGAUGCACCAAUACAAAAAUACCCUUCGAGUGGACGUAAACAUUAUAUCACAACAGUAACGAACGAAGGAAAGAGAUACCGAUAACUGGGUGCCAAGAAGACAGCUGCUCCUCUUUUCCAAAAGGACGAGGCGCACAACGUCUUUGGAACAACUGCUGUUGCAUGCAGUCAUCUGCAGAGGUUACUGUAUGAAGCUUUUAAGGCCUUUUUGAAUGAUCAGCCACUCGAUGGGGAUUUACCGAGGAGCUCUCACCUGUGUCGCCUCCUGCCCUCCGCCCCGCCGCCUGCCCUCCCUCUUCUGCACCUCCUCCACACACAUCAUGAAACUGGUAUUAACUGAAUGGCAAUUGAUAUGGAUUUUUACUGAUUCCAGUAGACUGUGAAGCAACAAAAACACAAAAAGGGAGGAAAAGCCAUAUCUCAUUUUCACACGUCCUUCUUUACACCAAAUAAACCUGCCUGUGGGGUGCUGUUCUAGGCUGCCUGCACAGGCCCUCCCUGAAAACAACACCUCUCUGGAAAACACGAGGAAUGUAUCGUACGCUUUGAGAGAUUCUUCUUCCUACCUGAUCACCUCGUUUGAGGACAUCGACGGCAGAGGGAGCUAUACUUUGAGGACCAGCUCUCACACCAGGCGUCACCAAGCCACCAGUGUGAGCAUACAGAUUCUUUUUUACAUUUAAAAAAAAUAUAUAUAUUGUUUUUCUCUGGAGCCUGAAGUGCUGUGCGUUUGGCUGUGUGCAUGCCGAAGAAGAAGAAAAUGGCUCCCCAGAACUCUGAGGCGGAUGCUAUGCAAGUGCAGGGGGUGAUGGUGGUCCCUACUGCUAAGAAAACCACCACAGACUCUGCUGCCACAGGGGAUAGAGAAGGAGGAGGAGGAGGUGUGGUGCUGGAGUCAUGCCAGGAGGAGUCGGUGAGCGAGGGGUCUAUAGACCGGAUCCCCCUGCAGCAGUGGGUGAUGCACGGAGCCGUCAUGUUCGGACGAGAGUUCUGCUACGCCAUGGAAACGGCCUUGGUUACGCCUGUACUGCUGCAAAUAGGUCUUCCAGAACAGUAUUACAGUCUGACGUGGUUCCUGAGCCCCAUUCUGGGUCUGAUCUUCACACCUCUGAUUGGCUCAGCCAGCGAUCGCUGCACCCUGAAAUGGGGCCGGCGACGCCCUUUCAUCCUGGCCCUGUGUGUGGGGGUGUUGUUUGGAGUAGCACUCUUCCUCAACGGGUCACUCAUUGGACUUGCCGUCGGCGACGUGCCAAAUAACCAGCCCAUAGGGAUUGUUCUGACGGUGCUCGGUGUAGUAGUGCUGGACUUCAGUGCAGACGCAACAGAGGGUCCCAUAAGGGCCUACCUACUAGACGUGGCAGACACUGAAGAACAAGACAUGGCCCUCAACAUCCACGCCUUCUCCUCUGGUUGUGGGGGAGCAGUGGGCUACGCACUAGGCGGUCUGGACUGGACCCACACAUUCCUGGGCUCAAUCUUCAAGUCCCAGGAGCAGAUCCUCUUCUUCUUUGCCGCCAUCUUGUUCACUAUCUCUGUGGCGCUGCAUCUGUUCAGCAUUGAAGAGCAGCGGUACAGCCCCCAGCAGGAUCGGCUGGACGAGGAGGCCGACGCCGCUUCUUCCACGGCCCACAAGGACAACUGCUCCCCAGGGAAGCUUCAUGGCCACAACACCCCCCACAUGGAGCUCAUCGGAGAGGACGACAUCUACGACCCUUGUGAUCGUUACGACCGUUAUGAGUUCUACAGGGAUGGUGAUGGGGAAGAGGAUGGGCGCUCAUUGCACGACAUGGACAUGGACUUCCUGGAUGUGGAGAUGGUGAGGUCCAAGUCGGACUCAGUGCUGCAAAUGGCCGACGCCACACUGGAUCACCUGGACCACGACGCUCUGUCCCUGCUUCACAUCGAGCCCUCCAUCUUUGCUGACCGCCUGUCGUCCUACCACGGCUCUCCACCACGCCGCAGCAGCAGCACAGGCAGCCAGGACCUCCUCAAAACCUCCAAAAAGAUCUGCCGGCUGUCCCAGUUCCUGCAGGAGCAGGACCGCGACGGGGAAGAGGCGCUUCUCAACAACCAGCUCAACGAGCAGAAGACGCCAAACGGCCGGGCGCAUGCCAACGGCUUGGGCCAGGGCGCCAACGGGCAUGCCCACAUGGUCAUGAAGAACUCGGCCAGCACAAACGCUUCCAUGCGGCACCGCCGACACAUCUUCUACCGCCAGCCGUCCUGCACCUUCUCCUACUACGGCCGCGUGGGCUCCCACCGCUACCGCUACCGGCGAGCCAACGCCGCGCUGCUCAUCAAGCCCUCGCGCAGCUUGAACGACAUAUACGAGGUGCAGCGGAGACAGAAGAGGAGACAGCAGAACCCCAGAGCGCGACACCAGUCAGGCAACACCAACUCCAGCGGGGACACAGAGAGUGAGGAGGGGGAGACGGAGACCACGGUCAGGCUGCUGUGGCUGUCCAUGCUGAAGAUGCCUCCAGAGCUGAUGAGGCUCUGUGUCUGUCAUCUCCUCACCUGGUUCUCCAUCAUCGCUGAGGCCGUCUUCUACACUGACUUCAUGGGCCAGGUCAUCUAUCACGGCGACCCCACGGCUCCCGCUAACUCCACGGAACUGCAGAACUACCACAAAGGAGUUCAGAUGGGCUGCUGGGGGCUGGUCAUCUAUGCCUUGACCGCUGCCUCCUGCUCAGCCUUACUGCAGAAGUACCUGGACAACUUUGACCUGAGCAUCAAGGUUAUCUACAUCCUGGGUACGCUGGGCUUCUCCAUCGGUACGGCCGUCAUGGCCAUCUUCCCCAACGUCUAUGUCUCCAUGGUGAUGAUCAGCAGCAUGGGCAUCAUCUCCAUGAGCAUCUCCUACUGCCCUUAUGCCCUACUGGGACAAUACCAUGAGAUGAAAGAGUACAUCCACCACAGCCCAGGGAACUCCAAGCGGGGCUUCGGCAUCGACUGUGCCAUCCUGUCAUGCCAGGUGUACAUCUCCCAGAUCCUAGUGGCAUCGGCACUGGGCGCGGCGGUGGACGCCACAGGUAGCGUGCGGGUCAUCCCUAUGGUGGCGUCCGGCGGCUCCUUCCUGGGUUUCCUCACCGCCUGGUUCCUGGUCAUCUACCCGAGCCACGGCGAUGCGGAGGCCAAGGGUGAGCAGAAAGCUUUAACAGGGCCCUCCUCUGAUAACAGCGGCACAGAGAAACCCAGUGUUCUAAAACUGACCAAGAAAGGCGCCGCCACCACUACUACGUGUAAAGUGGAGUGCGAAUCCACUCUGUGAUGGAGGGGGUUACUGUUACCAUAGCGAUGCAAACGACAUCAACAAAAAAUAUAAAUUACAACUGACAUUCCCUUUUCCGCCACCGAAGACUGUGCUCCAUGGCAUGGGCUUGACCGACCUGCUCUUUCUCUGGGACACAUGGGCCAGGAUGUUUUAAAGUUUCAUUUGUACUUUUCAUUUAAUAUGUGUUGCGGUCUCAGGACUGUGGUGUGGCGAGGAGAGGACAAUCAUCUCUCCCUCUCAGGGCCACCAGGAGCCGCCAUCAAGGCGGUCCGACUGGAUAGGACAGAUCAGGGGACAAUGGAUACACACAUGACUGACCGUCGUUCACACGCUGAACUGGGAUCUCUCAAAAAGACAUGCACUUCACUCUUGCACUUCCAUUCAUGGGUCAAGACAAAAAUAGUUUAAGAGAUAUUUUAUUCUUCUAAUAAGUGAAUCAUUUGAAAAUACUGAAAAUUGCUCUUCCUUUUGAUUGAAAAUUUUAUUUAGUUUAUUUUACUCUAUAUAUUUUUGACAUGAUAUUGCAGAAGGACAUUGUAAUCACCAAAUGUGGCCAGGCCCGGUAUAAUUUACAGGGUUGAUGUUUUACUUUUUGGACUUUAAAGGUUUUUAGUGGCUUUAAGAGGAAACAGCACAGGUAUAAGGAGGAGAUUUCUUCUUCUUCAGGAGAGCAUCUCCAAAGUCAGGAGCGAAAGAAGGCAUUGUUUGGUAAAUAGUUCUCUUAUUUAUUUUAUUUUAGCACAUACUAAGUUGUCACAUACUAAGACCAGUUACACUAUAUCUACACAUAGAUAUCUUUAUCCUCUUUAGUAAUUUAUACUAAGGAUCCUAUUUUCCACCUUUCAGUAUAAAUCCUUCUGAGAUCACGUCCUCAAGGGCAUUACCAUUGACGGAGAACAGAAACACUUUAAGAAAAUGCUCAAGAGAAAGAAUCUCAGUGCUGCGUUGGAGUUACGAAGGAGUGCAUACCAAACAAAGGAGAGAAGCUGAGGAGCGCUUUUCUGUCUCAGUGAGAAGAAACAGAUUUUGCGCUUAUUUUCCCUUACUACUACUUAUUUUCCCUUACUACUACUUAUUUUCCCUUACUACUACUUAUUCUCCCUUACUACUACUUAUUUUCCCUUACUACUACUUAUUUUCCCUUACUACUACUUAUUUUUCUUUCUCUUGUUUCAAAAGCAAUGUUAAUGGAUUGUGUCACUCGCUGCACAAUUUCAGCUGUUGUCCUUUUUUUGAGGAUGUUACUAAAACUAGCUAGAUGUUUGUCAAAUGUGGGAGUGCGGUUAGAUGGAGGGUUGGGGGAGGAGCCCCUAGGCAGAACUUAAACUGUGCAGGAAUUGAAGUUGGUUCUUUUCCUACCACAUAGGUCUUCUAUUUUCAGUUUCUAACUGAUUGAAAACGAAGUAAUGGGUCUUAAAAGAAGAGUAAUAUCCUCUCACUUUUGUAGUCUGUUUACAUUUUAGAAACCUGGUUGCUGCAUGGUUUGGGCCAUGUGGCGAGUUGUGCUGUGCUCGGAAGCAGCCCAAGCUAAAUGCUAACCCGCCAUGUUGGCUCUGCAUGGCCUACAUACAGUGCAUAGGGAAAGUAUUCAGACCCCUUCAAUUUUUCCACAUUUUGUUACGUUACAGCCUUAUUCUAAAAUUGAUAUAAAUUGAAUUUUUUCCUUAUCAAUCUAAAUAAAAUACCCCAUAAUGACAAAGCCGAAAACCAGUUUAGGCAUUUUUGAAAAUGUAUAAAAAAACAAAAACAGAAAUACCUUAUUUACAUAAGUAUUCAGACCCUUUGCUAUGAAACUCAAAAUUGAGCUCCAGUGCAUCCUGUUUCCAUUGCUCAUCCUUGAGAUGUUUCUACAACUUGAUUGGAGUUAACCUGUGGUAAUUUCAAUUGAUUGGACAUAAUUUGAAAGGCACAAACUUGUCUAUAUAAUAUAUAUAAGGGUACCAAAAUAUGUCUGCAGCAUUGAAGGUCCCCAAGAACACAGUGGCCUCCAUCACUCUUAAAAUGGAAGGAGUCUGUAACCACCAAGACUCUUCCCAGAGCUGGUCGCCCGGCCAAACUUAGCAAUUGGGGGAGAAGGGCAGUGACCCUAUGGUCAUUCUGACAGAGUUCCUCUGUGGAGAUGGGAGAACCUUCCAGAAGUUCAACCAUCUCUGCAGCACUCCACCAAUCAGGCCUUUAUGGUAGAGUGGCCAGAUGGAAGCCACUCUUCACUAAAAGGCACAUGACAGCCUGCUUGGAGUUUGCUAAAAGGCACUUAAAGGAUUCUCAGGCCAUGAGAAACAAGAUUCUCUGGUCUGAUGAAACCAAGAUUGACUUCUUUGGCCUGAAUGCCAAAUCUCACGCCUGGUGGAAGCCUGGCACCAUCCCUACAGUGAAGAAUUAUGGUUGCAGCAUUAUGCUGUGGGGAUGUUUUUUAGAGGCAGGUACUGCGAGAAGAGUCAGGAUCGAGGGAAAGAUGAGCGGAGCAAAGUACAGCGAGAUCCUUGAUGAAAAUCUGCUCAAGAGCACUCAGGACCUCAGACUGGGGCGAAGGUUCACCUUCCAACAGGACAACGACCCUAAGCACACAGCCAAGACAAUGCAGGAGUGGAUGUGGGACAAGUCUCUGAAUGUCCUUAAGUAGCCAGAGCCCGGACUUGAACCCGAUUGAACAUCCCCGGAGAGACCUGAAAAUAGCUGUGCAGCAACGCUUCCAAUCCAACCUGACAGAGCUUGAGAGGACCUGUAGAGAAGAAUGGGAGAAACUCCUAAAAUACAGGUGUGCCAAGCUUGUAGCGUCAUACACAAGAAGACUUGAGGCUGUAAUCGCUAUCAAAGGUGCUUCAACAAAGUACUGAGUAGAAGUUCUGAAUACUUAUGUAAACGUGAUAUUUCCAGGGGGGGUUUAUACAUUUGCAAAAAUGCUUUGUCAUUGUUGGGUAUUGUGUGUAGAUUGAUGAGUGUAACAACAAAAUGUAGAAAAGGUCAAGGGGUCAGAAUACUUUCCAAAUGCACUGUUUACCCUGAGCUGGAAUGGGGGCUCAGUUUAAUUCUUGUAUAGAAGACAUGGUGGGCUGAGGGUGGAAGCAAGUGGAGGAAGUAGAGCUCCACUGUAAAACUCAUUGGGGUUAAAUGUCCAGCUGGUGUGUCUGUUGCGUUGAGCGUAUAUGCUGGUUUUGGCUUUACAGGUCCAUGUGUCUCUGCUGUGACAGGUCCCAGGAGGUUUAACCAGAGCCUUCUUAGGGCUCUCUAGAGCUGGGACGACCCCAAAACUAUCCAGGUUGGCUGUGUUUCUACAGGAAUACUUACCGUAUACGAGAUAUGGCUUCCUUCUACUACAUGUUUAUUAUAUUAAACAGUUAGAGUACAUCACUCUGUCGUCUCUUGUUUAGGGUACAUGUUAAUCCAUAGAGGUAGAUUUGUGCAAGUGUAAUUUAACCUUUAUUAAUAAGUGAUAAACUGAAAAACAAUAAGCUGACAUCUUUUCAGUGUCGAGGAGAUUUAUACCAAACUUGAAGUGAAAACAAACGGAGCAUCAAGUUUUUUGACAAAUCUGUCAAUCGUUGCAAUAAUGUUUUCUGCCUCAGUAAGCAAGGGUGGAAGUGUUAAGACUGGGGUCAGGUGAACUUUUAGACUGCCUGGGUGGAUGUAGCCUAUGUGUAUCAUAGUUAUAUGAAAAAGAAAAACAACAACCAUGUACUUGUGACUAAAGAAGCAUAGUAUUGGUUUGGUUUUUAAGAGAACCACACCUUGUUGAAUACUUGAAGUGCAACUUGAGUGUUUCUAAGAUACAAGGAAGUGUAUGAACGUUUUCCUGAACCUCUUGCUGUUGACUCUGGAAUGUUAAGAUAGUGGCCUACAUUGAAAGGCCUGCUGAGAGUUGGAGUUUCCUUGAUUCCAUCAGGUGACAAUGAAAAAGUAAUGAAUGUAAAAUCUUUGUUGUUUUGUGAUGGGUAGAGGGUCUGACAUUGCACAGAACUUGCACAUACAAAGUUUGAAGAAAAAAAAGAAUAAUCUUGCAAAAGAAAAAAAAUCUAAACUGUGGAUAUUUAUUUUUAGAUAUUUUCUUGUUAAAUGGACACUUUCACUUUAUUUAAAGAUAUACAAAUAAAGAGAGAGAUAUUUACAGUUGUAACAAAUGCAAGAGAGGCAUGUUACAGUAAUCAGAGGACUGGAAUGUGUUUGAAACACAUGAGUGUGUGCGAAUGAGUGUGUGUGUGUGCGUGUUAGAUUUCAAUCUCACCUCAGUUUUUCCUGUUCCUACGUCUCCACAAUCAUCUGGUUUACAAUUCACUCUACUUUCAAAGCUUGAGGUCGCGCUGCAUUACCAACAUUUAAUUGUACAUAUUUUUACACAGAAAUAUCUUUGAAUACGUAUAGGCCUAGUUCUUAAGAUCAAUUUCCCUGUUGUUGCUUUUGAUUGGAAAAUGCUAUUAUUCAUCUCUCAUUAUGUUAAAGAUACCUUUUAUAAGAUCAUCUGAUUUUAGGACAAUGUGAGUUGCAUAUAUGUAUUUUUUUCUGUUAAUGAAAUUAAUCAUGGAUGUUACUUUAAAGAUGUAGUAAUGGGGAAAACAGAGUAUUUGCAGUGUACUAUAUACCUUGUCAUGAAAGUUGUAAAUAUUAUUUUAGUUUAUUUUGCUGCUAUAAAAAAGCUGAUUAUUUGUAUUAGUUUUUUUAAGUACUAUAUACGUUGUGUAAAUAUGCUUGAGCCUUCAUAUGUAGAAGUAUGGAAGAACACUGUAUUGAAUGCACCUUUAAAAAAACUCUUAAUA
Oncorhynchus masou masou (cherry salmon) is the source of this 8054-nucleotide messenger RNA. Its product is annotated as solute carrier family 45 member 4-like. The coding region runs from base 772 to 3300 and encodes 842 amino acids. Gene Ontology annotation, cellular component: membrane. The transcript is spliced from 9 exons. Gene Ontology annotation, biological process: transmembrane transport. The record is from RefSeq and is a predicted model, not a curated record. Gene Ontology annotation, molecular function: sucrose:proton symporter activity. NCBI's taxonomy places the organism in Eukaryota, Metazoa, Chordata, Actinopteri, Salmoniformes, Salmonidae.